Mollisia scopiformis is the source of this 2436-nucleotide messenger RNA. RefSeq lists its product as uncharacterized. Bases 1 to 2343 code for a protein of 780 amino acids. The transcript has 7 exons. Lineage: Eukaryota; Fungi; Ascomycota; Leotiomycetes; Helotiales; Mollisiaceae. The record is from RefSeq and is a predicted model, not a curated record.
AUGGCUCAGCCACAGCAGCUACAACAAUUGGAGCCAAAGCUACCUCGUCUAGGAAACCCGAAAUGGAAGGAUCCUGAGCGCCGCCAAUCCAUCAAAAUAGAUUCGAGAGUGAAGAUGGAAUGGAGGAUUAAUACUCCUUUGUGGGUUAUGUCUUGCUGGGUGGCAUCGUAUCCUGCAAGACCUUGCCUUACAGAAGCAAUGAUGCAGAUUGAAUUGCUUGUUGACAAUCGAAAGAAUGAUGUGUGGGAUGGAGAGCCUACAUCACGAGGCUGUGCCUGGGAUCGUUCCAUGCAUGGACGAUCAUUCAGUGAUGCCCAGCCUACAAUCAUUUUCAGCUCCUCCAGCAAGAUAUGUCGUCGCAACGCAAAGAAGAUCAUCUAUGAUGAGAGAAUCAAGGUCGAUCCCAGAGGCAUUGGUAUUCAGUAUUACGAGCAUGGGCCCGAGUUGCUCUCUGGACCUCUUGAUAUCCAGGCUGGACUUCGGAACAUAAGCUGCUUUAGUCUUCUUUCAAAUGAGAGAACAGUAGUACACAACAAUGAAGCGAUACAGAACACGUCAAAUCGCCAAACAGAAUCUCUGAAAGUCCGCGAUAAUCUUUUCCUGAAUGGUGCUUUAGUGAAUACCGAGUUCGCAACUUGCACUAUUGGAGGAAUGCUAGCUAUUGGCAAAAAGACGUUUGCAUUGACUGUUGCGCAUGCUUUUGAGCAAAAUAUAUCGUCUAAUGAAGAAGGCGGAGAUGAUUCAGGUCAAGUGGGGACUUUGAAACAGAAAAGGCGGUUGGCAGAGAGCACAUCCUCACAAUCUCUGGAUCUGGACUGGGCUCUGUGUUCAAUUGACUGGAAUCUAUUCACUUCCUCGAAUGCACUGCGAUUGCCAGAUGGUACCAUGCUGAACCCAAGAGAUGUGGCUCAGGGUGACCCUAUCGACACCUCGGUCUGGGUAAAUACAGGUCUGACAGGGGUCGAGAAAGGGUUUGUCAUGGCAGACUAUUCACUUGUUGCACUUUCAGGAUCGAACAAGUUUCAAAGAAUGUGGAUUGUUGUCCUAGACCGUCCUGUCCAAAAUGGUGACAGUGGCUCAUGGGUCUUCGAUUCCACCACAGGAGACUGGCUUGGCCACUUAGUGGCAGGCAAGAUGGGAUCGGAAGUGGCUUACAUGCUGCUUGCCAAAGACAUUGUGAAAGAAAUAUCUGAACAAAAUGGUGGCGAAGAUGUAAGGUUACAUCACGAGCUGGAUUCCGUUGUGAAUUCCGCGGAGAUGAUUGAAGAACCACUAUCUUCUCCACAAUCUAGUGGUAGCAAGCAAUUGCAGACUCCCAAGAAUUCUUUUGGCAUCCACCAAAGCUACGCAGGAACGAAAAGCACUGCAGGAGAAAACCCGGCCAUACUAAAAGAUACUGUCCCAAUUGGGCCCCAACUCAUAAAUCCUGCAGCAAGGAAUAUCACUGGCUCCCCUGCUCGUAUUAGAGCAAGAGAUCCAGAAUUAGCAUCAUCCAUUGACGACCGCGAUAAAGAGGUGCAUGUGAAAGACUAUCCUCAUGGAUGGCCGAGAUUGGCGGCAUUCAUGCAGAGUAACGACAACUUCAUCAUGUUUCGUAAGUUUGAGAUGUUGCAUUGUCGUGAGCUGCUUCAUCUCCAGGGAGAAAUUACCGUACUUGAGCGACAAAGAGUGGCACUCGAUGCAGCAGAUGCCGAGAGCCCUCAUCUCAGAUACAGAUUGAGAACCAACUUUCAUGAAGAAGGCGGUGACACUGCUCACAUAGACCUCAGAGUCAAAAUCAGGUCCAAGCUGUUAGAAUACGAUGAGCUAGUUCUCAAGUAUAGUCAGAUGAAAAGCUUGAGAAAGAGCCCAAAGAUUGAUUUCAGAGAUCUUUUCAACUGGAUCUCGUUGAGAAAGCCACUUUACAAAGGCGAAGAUGACUGGAUAUUUCACGCCGAUGAUUUUGUAUCGCUCUCUAAACAGGCUAUUUGGCCUCGAUGGUUUGAGAUUCUCGAAGACUAUGCAUCACGAAGUCCCAAGAGAGUUUUGCAAUGGGUCAAAGCUAUUUUUCAAAGUCACCGAGACGACAGUUAUGAUCGACGAUAUAACACUAGUCAUAUCAAAGUGAUCACAGCAUGUCUCACAACUGUGGCUGUGGGUAUCCUUCUCAUCCCCGCUAUACUACUUUUCAAGCUGGAUCUCAGCCGAUCUGAAUCAUUAGCAUUGGUAAUAGUAGCAGUUGUUGUUUUCUCGUGGUGUAUAGCAUUCUUCAAUACCAAUGCGAAAAGCUUCACUGCGACUGCAACUUAUUGUGCCGUGCUGGUUUUAUUCUUAAAUAAUCUGGUGCCGGCUAAGAACACCUGAUCUAAAUGGCAUGGGAACCCAAUGUUUGAUAUUGGAGGAGAUAUCGAUGACGGGAAUACCGAAUAACAGAUGAACACUGGAAGGAAAAUCGGG